Molecule: messenger RNA, 8922 nt
Organism: Corythoichthys intestinalis (scribbled pipefish)
Lineage: Eukaryota; Metazoa; Chordata; Actinopteri; Syngnathiformes; Syngnathidae
Gene: lrp13b
Product: low-density lipoprotein receptor-related protein 2
Exons: 47
Coding region: 59-8776 (2905 amino acids)
Biological process (GO): receptor-mediated endocytosis
Cellular component (GO): signaling receptor complex; plasma membrane; apical plasma membrane
Molecular function (GO): hormone binding; calcium ion binding; protein binding
Source: RefSeq, a predicted model, not a curated record
AAUUACCAGCGUUCGAGCGGCUGGUGCACUUCGUACAGAUGAGUCGCGCGUGUCCGACAUGAAAUCACGCCAGCUCGUUUGUUUGCUUGUCCUAUCAAUUUUAAAGGUGUCCGCAGGGCAAAAUUUCCAGUGUCGUCCAAAUCAGUGGCAAUGUGAUGAUGGAAACUGCAUCGCUGAUCAAUGGAGAUGUGAUGGUGAAGGAGACUGUCUGGAUGGCUCUGAUGAAAUUGACUGCACUACACCCACAAAAUCUCAUUGUCCACCGGGUCACUUUCCAUGUGUGGACUCUGCUGACUGUGUUGACGCAUCUGCACGCUGUGAUGGACGCAAGCAAUGUCCAUCCGGCUCCGAUGAAGAGAACUGCGGAGUUGCUAAUGGCUGUUUGGACACAGACUGGAUGUGUGGUAACAAAGUUUGUGUACCAAGAGACCUACGCUGCGACGGAAACAAUGACUGCAUGGACAACACUGAUGAGGAGGGCUGUGUUUUGUGCAGUGAAGGUGGCCUACAGUGCGCAGAUGUUUGUCUGUCUCCUAGCCAGAUGUGUGAUGGCAAAUUUCACUGCUCAGACGGCAGUGACGAGCCCGUUACCUGUGGGCAGACCUGUUCUGUGAACAACGGCGGUUGCAGUCACACAUGCGCCGAUGAACCCUGGGGAUCUUUGUGCACAUGUCCUUCUGGAUAUAAACUCUCCAUCAAUGGAGCAGUCUGCAAAGAUGUGGAUGAAUGCGAUGUUCCAUUUGCGCCGUGCCUGCAUCACUGCACCAAUACAGAUGGAUCUUACUUUUGCCACUGCAGAGAAGGCUUCAAUCAGGAUGAAGGCUUUUCCUGUCUGGCCACAGGGAAUGUUACCCGACUGCUGACAGUGCUUAGGACUUCUGUUGGGUUGCUUAAUGUCAAUUCACAACUGUUUGAUGUGGUGCAGACUCUAAAGUUCAACCCGGUGGCCCUGACAUAUGACAUUGCACGAGGCUACUACUACUGGGCCGAUAAUGAGGGAUUCAUAUAUAAAAGUGAUGGGCAGCGCAGUUUGAUUAUUUACGCUGGGCAACCUGGAAUUCAAAGUCUAGCUUGCGACUGGCUGAAUGGAAAUCUCUUCUGGUCCAAUCAGAGGACAAAAUCAAUCUACAUGCAAGCAGAUGAUGAUGAAAGUUACAUUACCCUGUUGAGCAAAUCAAUCAGCCCAUCAGAAUUGGUUAUUGUACCAGUGGAAAGCUUGAUGUUUUGGAUUAAUACAGGCCCUGAUGAUAGGGUGACCAUAGAGAGAUCAUGGAUGGAUGGCUCAGACAGGAGCUCUCUCACUGUACUCACAGCUCAAUUGGCCCAUGGACUCACAACCGAUGUAGCCGCCAGGAGAGUCUACUGGAUCAGUGACUUCAAAAUGUCCAUUGAGACAAUGAAAUUGGAUGGAACCGGCCGCUAUGCGUUCACUGGACUGUUCAACAAGAGGCCAGCUCUGAACCUGGCUGUGUUUGGAAGUUCCUUCUAUUGGGUGGAUGACAAUGGACUCUGGCAAGUGCCACAGACCCAACCAAGCAAGAAGAAGUUUCUGUGGAAAUCCACAGUUCCGGUCAUGACGAUUUUUCAUGAACUACAGCAGCCUCGAGGCACAUCUGCAUGCAUCAAAACACCUUGCCAGAUUUGUCUACUCACUAAGGGCAACCCUGUGGGGUUUACCUGCACUUGUCCUGACUCCAAAGUAUUGAUGGUUGACGGAUCAUGUCAGUAUCCUAAAUUUCUGUAUGCGACCUCCAACACUAUCAACCUAUUGGAGUUUCAAGGCAGCAUGCCCACAGAAACUGAGAUUUUCGCUACAGACAAGGGCAUUCUGUCAUUCGAUGUGAGCUGGAACACCGAUUGGCUGUACUGGGCCAACCAAACUGGCCACGUCCAGCGCACCAGCCUAACGCAAGUUAAGACGGAGUGGAUUCCAACACCCAUGUCAGUUUGUCUCAUCAAAGUCGACCAGAAGAGUGGGAGCGUUUAUUGGGUGUCAUGUGACCAAAGCUGGAUUGGCUUCGUAGAAGUGGACCGUCGUUACCAGCGGCAGUUGUACCACACAACAAAAGAAAUCCGUUGUCUUCACCUGGACUGGCUGAGGGGUGGACUCAUCUGGUUGGAGGAAGAGCACAUCUUUACCAUGAGCCUGACUGGAAGCAAAGCCAGAGAACUGCUACAUUUGACAGGAAUCCAAGGAAACAUUGCCUUUGAUCUGAGAGCUGCAAGUCUGCUUUGGAACUCCAAAACGGCAGGCUUAACAAUGAUGAGUUUGCUCCAGGAAAAAAAACACCAAUUGGAAAGUUGGAAUAUUUCAGGCUCAGUGGUAGGUGCCCUGGAGCCUUACCUGUUGUCUCUGUCGGGGAACGUCAUGACCUUGUGGGACCGACGUGAUGGACGUAAUAUCCAGGACUUAAGUGUGAGAGGUCCUGUGGUCAGUGUAAUGGCAGCACUCGGCGACAUACACGAAGUGCCAGUUACUGCUGUUUGCUCUGGAUCAUCUAUGCUAUGCAAGGGCACAUCAAUCUGCCUCCCUCAAAGCCAGCUGUGUGAUGGCAAAAAUGACUGUCCUGAUGGAGAUGAUGAAAGUUUGUGUGUUAAAAACUGUCCAUCCAAAGAUGAUUUUAAGUGCAAGGACCAAAGGAGCUGUGUGUCCAGAGUGCAAGUGUGCGACGGCCGUGCUCAUUGCAUCGAUGGCUCAGACGAGGUCGAGUGCCCCGCUGUUACCUCACUUGGAACUCUGGUGAAUGCCCUCAAGUGUCGCAUGGGUUCUAAGCCAUGUAAGAAUGGCAUGGAGUGUGUGUUGUACAGCCAUGUGUGUGAUGGGGAGGCGGACUGUAAGGAUGGCUCAGAUGAAGAGAAUUGCAAACAGGAUGCGACCCCACCAAAACCAACCACUGAUGCACCUGAGAAAAGUGCCCCUAAAAUUGUGAAUGCCGCCCCAACUCUGCCUGCCUGCAUCAGCCCAUCCGUCCUUUGUCCACAUGCUUCUAUUCACGUCUGUAUCUCCCCGAAGCAGUUUUGCGAUGGUCAAGAUGACUGUCCUGACGGCUUUGAUGAAUAUAACUGCGUGAAAAGAUGUCGCUCUAAAACGGACUUUCUCUGCAAAGACAGGCGGAGCUGUGUUUCCAAGAAGUUCCUUUGUGAUGGUCGAGCUCACUGUCACGACGGCUCAGAUGAGGUUUCCUGCCCGACUAUUGCGCCACCUGCCACCCAAACAAAGACUCUAAGAUGCCGUAUGGGAUUCUGGCAAUGUCUGGAUCGGUCCCAAUGUAUUCCCCAUAGCCAUGUGUGUGAUGGAGAAAAAGACUGCCGGGAUGGGUCAGAUGAGGAAAAAUGCGAAACUCAAUCUACCUCCAGUCCAGCUUUAAAUGAGUUGCCUUCAGCCACAAAGUCUCCCCCAAAGGCAACUUGUAUGAGUCCAUCAGUGUUUUGUCCAAAUUCUCUUGUUUGCAUUCAGCCAACACAAAUGUGUGACGGAAAAAAAGAUUGUCCUGAUGGAUCAGAUGAGAACUGUGUGAAAAGAUGCCUUUAUAUCGAUGAUUUUCGCUGCAAGGACAAAAGAAGCUGCAUCUCACAAAGCCUUGUUUGUGACGGGCGGGCUCAAUGUCACGAUGGUUCUGAUGAAGUUGACUGUCCGAGUGUUGCAAUCCCGGGAGGCCGAGCAAAGGCCUUGAGGUGUCUCAUUGGCUCCCAACUGUGCCGGGAUGGCAGCAAAUGUGUGCUCGUCAGUCACAUUUGUGAUGGAGAGACAGACUGCACAGAUGGCUCAGAUGAAGAAGGAUGUGACGUUUCAAUGACUGAGACUCCUCCACCUGAAAACUUGAAUCGAAAUCCUUUGCCUCUAAAUACACAACCUCCAAGCAAGCCAUCUUGUCCUAGUCCUUCAUUUCUAUGUUCAGAUUCAUGUGUCCCUUCAGCAAAGAUAUGUGAUGGAGUAAAAGAUUGUCCUGAUGGUUCUGAUGAAGAUGUAUGCAUAAAACGAUGCCCAAAUAAGACGGACUUCCGCUGCAAAGAUAGGCGGAGCUGUGUCAACAAAAAGUUGGUAUGCGAUGGCCGAGCUCAUUGCCAUGACAGUUCCGAUGAGGUUUCCUGUCCAACUAUAACGCCACCCGCCAGUCGUGCAAAGCCUCAAAGAUGCCGUAUGGGUUUCCAGUUAUGUCUGGAUCGGUCCCAAUGCGUUCCCUACAGCCAUGUGUGUGAUGGUGAAGAAGACUGCCGUGAUGGGUCAGAUGAAGAGGAAUGUGAAAUCCCAUCUUCUGCCACUCCGCGCUUAAAUGAAUUGCCUGCAUCUGCAAAGCCCUUUAAUAAGCCUUCCUGUAAGAGUCCAUCAGUGUUGUGUCCAAAUUCGUUUGUCUGCAUUAGUUCGACACAAAUGUGUGAUGGAGUGGAAGACUGUCCUGAUGGUUCGGAUGAAAAUUGUGUGAAAAGAUGCCCUAGUAAGACUGACUUUCGGUGCAAGGACCGUAGGAGCUGCGUCUCAAAGUCAGUGGUCUGUGAUGGCCGGGCACAUUGCCAUGAUGGCUCAGAUGAGGUGAACUGUCAGAGUGUAGUAAUGAGCUUGACUACAACAAAUGUACUGAAAUGCCGUAUGGGCACAAAGCUCUGUAAAGACCGCACAGAAUGUGUCUUACACAGCCAUGUGUGUGAUGGAGAGAAAGAUUGUUUGGAUGGAUCUGAUGAAGAAGGAUGCCAGGAAACCUGUGUAAAAGGUGAAUUUCAAUGUGCUCAUAGGGUGAUGUGCAUCCCUGAGGCCCAGGUCUGUGAUGGAAGAGCUCAGUGCAGCGACCGUUCUGAUGAGAUGGGCUGCAAGGAAAAAAACAAAAUCUGCGAGUUUCACUGCUCAGACGGCCAUCGUUGCAUCCCGAAUAAAUUCGUGUGUGAUGGAGACAAGGACUGUGUCGAUGGCACAGAUGAAAUGGGUUGUGAUACUGUCACACCUCUGGUUCCAAGUCCUGCUUCAGUUUGUACUGCUCCUUCAGUUCUUUGCCCUGGUUCGUCAUUGUGCAUCUCACAAACUCAGCUAUGCAAUGGGAAAAAAGACUGCCCAGAUGCAUUUGAUGAGAGGGACUGUGUUUUCAAGUGUAAAAGUGCAAGAGACUUCUUGUGCAGUGACCGGAGAAAGUGCAUCCUCAAAAUGUAUGUGUGUGACGGUCGUGCCCACUGUCCAGAUGGCUCAGAUGAGAGGAAGUGCAAAUCACCUGACCGUGGUUCAUCCACCCCCAGGGAGAAGUUGGCUCCUCUAAAAUGCCGUAACGGCUUCAAGCCUUGCAAAGACGGUCUGGAGUGUGUUAUGUACAGUCAUGUGUGUGAUGGAGAGAAGGACUGUCAGGAUGGAUCAGAUGAGGAGGAAUGCACCGUUCAGUGCAAAACAGAUGAGUUUGAAUGUCAUCACGGUAAUAGAUGCAUCCCACCAGCGCAGGUGUGCGAUGGACAGUAUGACUGUCAAGACCGAUCUGAUGAAAUGGGCUGUGAAAGUCAGCACUUAGGCUGCCAUCACCAUUGUGAUAACUCAACACGCUGUAUACCGGAGACCUUCCUGUGUGAUGGAGAGAGAGAUUGCGCUGAUGGCUCGGAUGAAGACAAGUGCAGUUUGAAAUUCUGUGAAGUUGAGCAGUUCCGCUGCAAUAGCGGCCAGUGCGUGUCGGUGGCUCUUCGAUGUGAUGGAUACGCAGACUGUAGUGACCGCUCUGAUGAGUCCGGCUGCUCGAGACCACCUCGCUGCCCCUCGCAGCUACAGUGCCCCCACAGUCAUGAGUGCCUGCAGAGUGAAUGGCUGUGUGAUGGUGAGGAAGACUGCAAGGAUGGCUCUGAUGAAAAAAACUGUAUGACUAAGCCUCCACCAUGUAGACAAUACCAGUGGAAGUGUGGAAGCAGCAGUCAAUGCAUCCCACUGUCUUGGAGAUGUGAUGGAAAGCAGGACUGUCAAAAUGGUGUGGACGAAGACAAAUGCAAACAGAAAAGGUGCCCUUCACACCUUUACCAAUGUGGAAGCGGUGAGUGUGUAGACCCAGGACUGGUGUGCAACGGCGUUAUCAAUUGUGCUGACAGUUCAGAUGAAGGCGUGGGAUGCACACUGCGCAACUGCUCUACUCUAUCAGCUCCUCAAUGUAAUUAUCAUUGUGUCAGCACACCCAACGGACCGAGGUGUUACUGUGCAGCUGGUUUCACAUUACAUACAGAUUCCAUUUCCUGUGUGGACACCAACGAAUGCAAUUUAAUGCAGCAUGAUGCAUGCAAACACGCCUGCCUCAACACCCGUGGAUCUUUUGUGUGCCAAUGCCACCCUGGCUUCUAUCUGGAGCCUGACAACAAAAGCUGUAAGACGAAAGAUGAGCCACUUCUUGUGGCAUCUAUCCAGUCAGAGCUCUUAGUACUUGGAGUUCAGAGUGGGACUUUGCGUCUUCUGUCCUCUGCCAACCGGCCGGUCUUUUCAUUGGAUUACAACUGGGCUCAGCAGAGAGUCUACUGGCUCAGUCCAGACUACCAAAGCAUCCGUUGGGCUGACAUGGCAAAGGACUCCACCAACAAGGGGACGCUUGUCAAAGGAGUGAAGUCGGAUUGCAUUGCAAUGGACUGGGUAGGUAAGAACCUGUACUGGGUGGAUGGACUUGUAGGGCAGAUUCGGGCAGUCCGGCUCAGUGACAAAACACUGAAGUCUCAGGAGUACACAGUGGUCUUGGCUGAAGAUCUUGAGCAGCCACGCUCGCUCUUACUUCUACCACAAAAAGGAUUAAUGUUCUGGUCUGAGAUUGGUAGAACCCCUCAGAUCCAGCGGUCAGGGAUGGAUGGCUCAAAGAGGAAGGUGGUGGUGAGCAGUGGGCUGAGCUGGCCCGUUAGUUUGGCCUACGAUUUCCUGGACGACAGAGUUUACUGGGCUGACGAGAAGCUGCGCUGCAUUGGCAUGGCCUCCUUGGACGGAGAUAACGUCAAGAUUCUUCAAUUGGCUGAGACUCCAAGCCCUUUCUCAGUGGCAGUCUUCAACGAUCGCCUUUUCUGGUCCGACACAAAGCGAAGAACCAUCCGCUCGGCUGACAAGAACACUGGGAAAGAUCAAAAGGUUCUUCUUAAAAGACCAGGACAGCCUUUUGGCCUAAAGUUGAUGCAUGCCCUCAUUCAGCCCACUAUUAGCAACCCCUGUGAAAAGCUCAAAUGUUCCCAUCUGUGUCUUCUGACAACUGGAGUGGCUGGGAUGGAGCCAGCUGCAGUCUGCCGCUGUCCAAAAGGGCUGCUACUUUCUCAGGACAAGAUCAGCUGCGCUCUGCCUUUGGAAUCCACUUUCAUCCUAUUUUUGUCUCGGACCGUAGUCUAUCAGGUUUACUUAAAGUCCUUCCGUCAGGAAGGGGUCGGUCUGAAAAAUAUGCCAAACAGUCGAGUUUUGGCUCUUCCUGGAUUUUCUGAGGCCUCUCAGCUUGAUUUAGCCUUCCGAAACUUGUCCAUGUAUGUGGCUGAUGGUAAACAAGGUACUAUAGAUGUGCUGAACUUAAGCGGGCCCAGGUCCAGACAAGGACUGACACCAGCUGGGCGCAUUAUACAACUGAAGGAUGACUCUGUUGUGGCUCUGGCUGUUGACUGGGUGACCUUCAACAUCUAUUGGAGCAGCACCAAUCGGCCUAAUCUCCAUGUGACCUCCCGCCAAAAUGGCUUCACUGCCUCUCUGCUGCAAGAAUCAGUUAAGAGGAUUACAUCCAUUGCAGUGGAUUCCCCAUCAAGUCAGCUUUGCUACUCAGCUUUUGUGCGUGGAAGGAGUCAGACUGAAGUGAGCUGUACCUGGAUGGAUGGCGACAUCAAAAUAGUACUUUGGACAAAGUCAACCAUCCCCACAUCACUGGUCUUCACAAAUAAAGGAACUACAGUCUUCUGGGCGGACACAGGUGAAGGUCACAUCUGCUCUAUUGGACUUGAUGGCACAGGCUACAAAGAGUACAACACAGGACCUGAUUUACUUAUUUCCUUCACAUACACAGAGAAUAUGUUCCUUUGGAUAACACGGGAAAAGGAUGUCACCAAAACAUGGUUCAGUGACGGCCUCCAUCCUAAACAGCUGUGGUUUGAGACAAAAAUCAACCUGUUGGAAAUCAAAGCUUACAGCAGUGACAGCCAGAAAGGAUCUAAUCUGUGUGCUGACAAUAAUGGAGGAUGUGAGCAUCUCUGCCUGCCUUAUCCCAAAGGCCGCACGUGCAAAUGUGCUCGUGGGUUUUACAGCGAUAGUCCCACAUCCUGUGCGCCAGAGCACCCUUGUCCCAAAGGAGAGCAAGCUUGUCUUGAUCGUGUCCACUGUAUCAACAACGACAAGUUCUGUGAUGGACACGUAGACUGUCCGGACCACUCGGAUGAACUGGAUUGUCCACUUCAGAAUGACCGCUCGGGGACCAAAAUCAAUGACCAUCUCUCCAAGUCUCCACUUGCACCACCUCAGAUUUCAGCGGACACUUCCUCAUGUGGUCAACAUCAUUGCAGCGGCCAUGGCCACUGCGUCCAUCAAGGCAAAGCCAUUUACUGUCAUUGCAUGGCUGGUUACCAAGGAGAGUUCUGUCAAGAGGAGAAAAAUAGACGGAGCCAUAUAGGUGUUGUUUUGGGGUUUUUCCUGCUGCUUGCUGCAUUUGUGGGGGUCGCUUUUGUUUUUGGGAAAAGGAGAGCCUGGGUAGCAAUCAGAGGCAGAUCACCCGAAAAAGAAACAUUAAUGUCCAACAUGGUGCUGCAAUGUGAACACAUGGAUGCAGACUGUGAGGAGCUAGAGUCCUCUGUAGACUCGAAGAACCCCCCAGUCGCCUCUUGAGAACUCACCCACCUGUUGCCAGAUAUUGAUGGUUACUGCCAUUUGGGACCUGAAUUUUAUAGGUUAUGGCAGGACUGAAUAUGGCGAUCAUGUUCUUGGUGUCAAAAUGAAUACGUCCAAUAAACAUAUGAUAAGAAUGAAAUUAU